Zingiber officinale is the source of this 987-nucleotide messenger RNA. RefSeq names its product PRA1 family protein A1-like. Gene Ontology annotation, cellular component: membrane. The transcript has 7 exons. The coding region runs from base 135 to 764 and encodes 209 amino acids. Lineage: Eukaryota; Viridiplantae; Streptophyta; Magnoliopsida; Zingiberales; Zingiberaceae. The record is from RefSeq and is a predicted model, not a curated record.
UCUCUGCCUCCCACGACGAUUUUUUUACUUGCUGCCAUUUGUCAUCUGUUCCCAAAUUGAUCAGUUUCGGCACCUCCGAUUCGUGCUCCAUUUCUAGGGUUCCGAUCCAUAGAGCGAGGUCGGAGGAGAGCGGCAUGGAUUGGGGAAACGUGACUACAGAGGACCUCGUCGACGCCCUUCGGGAAGUGGAUUGGUCCGCUCCCCCGCGCCCCAUUUCGGAGUUCUUCGCUCGAUUCACCUUCCCCAGAUCCCACUCGAAAUGGAGCAGUCGAUUAAAGUGCAAUCUUUACUACUACAGGACGAACUACUUCAUUCUGAUCCUGUUCGUUCUUGCAGUGGGAUUUCUUCUGAAGCCUCUUGCUAUUGUGUCGGCCAUUUUGACUGGUUUAAGCAUCUCUUUGUUAAAUGAUAGCUUUGCAGUUACUUUUAACGAGAAAGUCACAAGGUCUGUCAGACAUUUUUCUCCUCAUUUAGCUGCAAAGUUGAGGCCGCCUAUUGCGCCCGUAAUUCGUGGACGGCCAUCUAGGAAAAGAGCAAUCCAUAUAUGUGGUCAGCCCCGUUGGGUGUUUGUUUUGAUAUCUUCAGCUGCUAGCUGCAUCCUCUGGUUCACAUCCUGCAACCUCUUAACACUACUGUGGGCACUUGUCAUUGGGCUUCUCGCAACAAUACUUCACGCAAGCUUCCGAGUACCCAACCUGAAAGCGCGCCUCAAUACAUUCCGCGAGGAGUUUCGCUCAGUGUGGCGCAAUUACAGUGAGCUGUGAUCACUCGGGGUGAAAACGUGCACUUUCCCGGAAGUGUGUUCUAUUCUCGCAUAUGACAUGUUUAGGUUUGUUAAGCUUUACCACUUCAUCGUUUUGUUUCAUAUAUUCUUUGCUUGGGGGAAUUUCCUGUAACUUCAACUGUCAAGUUGUCACCUUGUAUACAUGGAUUCGAAAUUUUUAUAAUAUUCAUUAAGGAAUUGUAGUACCUGAGUGAAUCUUUCCA